This is a messenger RNA of Calliphora vicina (urban bluebottle blowfly), 827 nucleotides long. Its product is annotated as arylalkylamine N-acetyltransferase-like 2. The record is from RefSeq and is a predicted model, not a curated record. The transcript has a single exon. Gene Ontology annotation, molecular function: N-acetyltransferase activity. Lineage: Eukaryota; Metazoa; Arthropoda; Insecta; Diptera; Calliphoridae. Bases 46 to 702 code for a protein of 218 amino acids.
AAUUAGUUUAUUAAACGCUUUCAAACAGAACGCACUUAAACCAAAAUGUCGGCCGAUGAUAUUGUAAUUCGCGUAGUUCAACCCCACGAAUACGAAGAAGUGGUGCAAUUUAUUAUCGAACGCUUCUAUCGCGAUGAACCCUUGUGCAGCACCGAACCCAAAGUUGUGCCCGGUGAUACCGAUCGCAAAGACAUAAUGGAGUGCCUUAAGGGCGGCACCAGUAUUUUGGCCAUGCAGGUUAAGGAAGACGGCACAGAAGAGUUGGUGGGUGUCAAUAUCGGUGUACCCAAGGAUCCCUCUUCCAUUGACAAGUAUUUUGAAAACGCCGAAAAGGAGGGCAACACAAAGUAUGGUCAAAUCUUGAAGUUCUUGGGCAUUGCCAGUCGCCAGGCUGAUGUCUUCAAUCGUUAUGGUGUUGACAAGCUUUUCUAUUCCUUUAUGUCCUGUGUUAUACCCACAUGUCGUGGCAAGAAUCUGGGCACCCGCCUUAAAGAAGAACUCAUGGCUUUGGGUAAAAAAUUAGGUUACAAAUUGGUCACUGUUGAUUGCACCAGCUUCUAUUCGGCCAGAUUAUGCAAACGUAUGGGUUGGGAUGUUGUCAGCUUUAUUCCUUAUGCCGAUUAUAAGGAUGAGAAUGGUCAGCAAAUUUUCAAUCCUCCUGCACCACAUGAGGGUAUGACCACCUUGGCGGUUCGUUUGUAAAUUGUAUUGUUAUUAGUUAUUAAGUUGUUUUAUAAGUAAGCUAGUAAAAAAAUUGUAAUUAAAUUUUAUAUAAAAAUUGUUUUAAAUAUACUCCUACUAAAUAAAAUUGUAUUUUUUUAUUCAAA